AGUGACGGACAGGACCGUGACCAGGGUGGAAGGCUGUCGGCCUCUUAGAAAGCCGUGUAGUGGGGCGCGCGCUGGGCAGCAAGGGUAUCCGGGUCCCUCUUACCGCUUGCCUGCACAACUUCAUAGCACGGCCUGUAGAAAUCUAAGGAGAUGGAGUGGGCGAAUGACGGCAAGUCCAAAGGAGGUGUUUUAGCUCACUUGGAAAGAUUAGAGAUUCAAGUGAACAGAUCUCAUAAAAACUUAGAAGAUCCACAGAGAGCACAGGCAGUCGAACAUGCUCUCAGGAUCAAGAUUCAUAAACUGAGACGUCUACGAGAUGAGCUGAGAAGUGAAGUGAAGCGACGUCAAGCCAGAGUUAGAGCAUCUAUUGCUAAUGAAGAGCCUGAUCAAACACAGGAAAUCGGUGAGCAAGAAGUUGCAGAAAGAAGACAGGAAAAUGUGAAAGCUAUUCUGCAGGCAUAUCGUUUUACAGGGCUUAGUGGGAAACUGACCAGCCGAGGGGUCUGUGUCUGCAUCAGCACUGCUUUUGAGGGAAAUCUGCUGGAUUCCUAUUUUAUCGACCUUGUUCUACAGAAGCCACUUUGGAUACAUCACCAUUCAAUUCCAAUCUUCAUUCCCUUGGAGGAGAUAUCUGCAAAAUACCUGCAGACUAAUAUUCAGCGCUUCCUGUUCUGUCUUUGUGAAUACCUAAAUGCUUAUGCUGGAAGGAAGUACCAGGCAGAUCGACUUCAGAGUGACUUUGCAGCCUAUCUCGCUCGGCCCUUGCAGAGAAACCCGCUGUGCAACUUGCUGUCAUUUACUUACAAAGUGGAGCUGCGGGGUCAGUUGUUCCUGUUUUGUGCUAGACUGCUGUAUAAGGACCUCACAACCACCCUCCCAACGGACGUCACCAUUACCUACCCAGAAACGGAUGCAUUACCCCCCUCUUGGGAAGAACAACGAGCAUCUCAUGAAAAUCUGUUUUUUACGAAGCCCUUACAUCAAGCUUUUACUUCAUUUGCAAGAAAAGGAGAGAAGUUGGAUGUGACCCAGGUCUAGGAUACUAUUUUCAUUGGGAACACGUCAAAAGUAAAAGGAAAUAUUGCACUUUCUGCUCUCAUAACUAAGGUGGCAGGGGUUCCAGAAGAACCUUUCAAGAUUACCAGGAACAUCAGCAUGAGGGCCAGGUCACCUAACCUGGACCAUAUGGAGACAAGCAGGUCUCCAGCUUGAAAAGGCUGCUUCCAGGUGAGCGCUGGGGAGCAGAACACUUGCCUGCUCAGCCGCCAAGUCCUCUUCUGAAGUACAGCUUUCCCAUCUCUGCUCCCAGCCUGGAAGCAAAGGCUGCUUUGUUCCACCCCGGACACAUUUCCUACUCACAGUGGCCAUGGCCUCUCUGGGGGAAGGAGGGCUGGUCAGACCCAGGGCUCCGGAAGGAUUGUUCCAGUACUACGCCUAAGACCCCUACUCUCUGAGGAAGCUGCAGGCACACUGAGGAAUAGUAUGGCCAUCCUCAGAGCUCACGUAUCCAUGAACAAAUGAAGGCUUGAGGAGAUUUUUAAA
Molecule: messenger RNA, 1542 nt
Organism: Nyctereutes procyonoides (raccoon dog)
Lineage: Eukaryota; Metazoa; Chordata; Mammalia; Carnivora; Canidae
Gene: CENPO
Product: centromere protein O
Exons: 8
Coding region: 151-1038 (295 amino acids)
Cellular component (GO): kinetochore; Mis6-Sim4 complex
Source: RefSeq, a predicted model, not a curated record